This is a messenger RNA of Theileria annulata, 2064 nucleotides long. RefSeq lists its product as uncharacterized. Gene Ontology annotation, cellular component: Noc1p-Noc2p complex; nucleoplasm; Noc2p-Noc3p complex. NCBI's taxonomy places the organism in Eukaryota, Apicomplexa, Aconoidasida, Piroplasmida, Theileriidae. Gene Ontology annotation, biological process: ribosomal large subunit biogenesis. The transcript has 3 exons. Bases 1 to 2064 code for a protein of 687 amino acids. The record is from RefSeq and is a predicted model, not a curated record.
AUGAAACGGGAUAGGAAAAAAAUAAAUAAAAAUAAGUCUGAGGAUGAGAAUGAGGCUGAUUUUAUAGAAUCUGAGUCUGAAUCUGAAUUACAUUCUGAAGAUUCCGAAGUAGAAUUUGUUGAUGAAGAAUCAGAUUCAGAACAAUCACAAUAUGACUCAGAAGAUGAUGAAACUAACAAUGUUGAUGCUGAGUCGGAAGAUUCUGAACCGGAUUUUGACGAGGAUACCAACUUACCAGUUUUAACCAGCAAAUUAUCACAGAAACUUCUAGAUAAGGCUUCUAGCCAUAGUUAUAAUUCAAUAAAAAAACUUUUAUCUGUAUUUUCAUCAGUUGUUGGAUCAGUGGGAUCAAACAAAAUUAACCUAGCUUCUGACACCAAAAACCAUAAACUAGAUGUAGAUAAGUCUAAGAUGAAGUUUAAAUACUUAAAGAAUGAGAAUAAAAGAAUACUCAAGGGCACUGCAAAUCGUUUUUCAGAACCUUCUAAGGUUUCUAAAAAAGAUUACGUGGUUAAAGAUUGGGAUGUGUACAAGAUUUUUGUGUCCUCAACGUGUGAUGUAAUGACCGAAUAUUUAAAGGAUAGAGAAGUAACCGGUAAGAAGGAAGAAGUGACGUCUUCAGCACCUCUAGUAAGGAAGUUUUUAUCAACUUCUUUGGUGCAAUUGGCUUUUAUAUUAGACGACUUUGAGCUUACAAGAUCGUGCCUAGUAUCACUGAGUUCAACGCACGUCGUGAAGUGGAUUUGUGUUUUUAAGAAUUUAAAUAACCAAUUUGUAAAAAUAGUGUCAUCAUUAAUGUGUGCUCAUCCUCAGAAACAUACGAGAAUCGACUGCUUCUGCUUUCUCUCAGAAUACCUAAACUGCGUAAAGGACCACAAGUUAAUGCGAGUCCAACUAUCAUUUAAAUCCUAUCUUGUAAAUUACGCUAAGUUAUCAGAAUCUGAAUCAAAAUCCGCCUCAAACACCAUUGUUGACCUACUUUUAAAAAGAUGCUACUCUAGCCAUGUCAAGUCAGUAAUGAAUGGAAUAACACUGAAAAAUUACGGACUAUUCAAAGUCAGCAAGAACUGCAUCAGUGAACUGUACUUGAAUGCUCCAUUCGAUAAUUUAUAUAUGUUUUCAUUCAAGACAAUUACUAACUUGGCGUAUAACGUACGUAGGGAGUGGAACAAUACAGGAAAGGAAAAGAAGCCAAAAAAGAAAGAAACAAAUUCAAAGGAAGAUAAAACCAAGAAACCCUUAAAUGUUAAUACCACUAUAUUAUCAGUUUGUUCUUGGGGGUUCAUUGAGUCUGUAAAUAUUUGGAUAAAUGUGCUAUCCAGGUCAGAUAAUAAGAUGAAAACUCUGAUUUAUCCUCUGGUGACUGUUAUUAACUCUGCCAUAAAGAUAAAAAUAUCAAAUAAAAGACAAAUACCAUUCGUUUUACACCUCCUAAUUUCUCUGAACAAGUUACUGGAUGGAACCCACAAGUUCAUUCCAAUCAUGUCACUAUUAUAUCACGUUCUGGACAAUAUCAAAAACAUCAAACAAACUGUACCUUCAGAAUAUUUUAAAAAUACACUAGUUACUUCUAACAUUAACAACCCUAAUAAAUUAGUUAAACCAUUUAAACUAUUAAAAUCGAAGGGUAGCUUGGAGAAAUCUGAGGAUAUUAUGGUUAAGCUCAGGCUGAGCGGGAAGAGCGUGAAUUCACCACAGAUUUACAAGGUGUUGUACAAGUACGUCGAGUUAAUUCUAAUAGAUCACUUGGGGAUUUUAUCGCUGAACCCUAGCUUCCCAGAAUACACAAACUGUAUAUGCUAUCACCUGAAAAGAUACAUCAAGUCACCUGAGGUUCUGAACGACUUUAGAAACACAGUUAACUCACUGCUUAAAGUUUUGAACGAGACUAAUGUAGUAGUCACAAAGCUUCGCGAGGGGAUGGACGAUGCUGCACUUGAGGGGUUCAACGUCUUCGAACCCGAAAAGAUACCAAUGUACAAAUACCGGCAGGACUUUUUAGUAAAAUUCCAGCAAGUAAACAAGGAUAAGUUCGUUUCAUCGCUUCAAAUUAAUGAUCUGUAA